UGAGUUGGGUUCUGUUUAAUCUUCAAGAUUCAUGUCAGAUACAAAGCACUCCUGAAACGUCCUCCAAGGGAGCUUUAAACAGUGGGGUGCUACAAAAAUAGGUUUUAACACUAUUGUUGUUACAGAUUAUGAAAAUGUUUAAGCACUUAUGAGAGACCUGUUUAUAAACCGUUUCAUGAACCUUUGGAGUUUCUAACAAUGCUCCACUCAUGCUGAUGGAAAGUCAGCUGAAGUUUCAUAGUCCACCAAACACUCCUGGAUCUUCACAGCAAGGAAAACACUUUGCAGCAUUCUGCUAAUCAACUGAAGUGGAUGGGGACUUCUUUAAAAUUGUAGAAGUACGAUAGAAAAAAUGUAAGUAAAAUGUUAGUGCAAUCAAUCAGUGGAGCUGGUCUGGUGUAAUUAGAGUCCCAAGAAGCAGUGAUUUGAUUUGAAAAGACAUCAUUUAAACUUUUUUACAUUUUUAGAUGAAAUCUCCACCGUCGCUGCUAAACUAAAAGAGCAGCAUACAUGGACAUACGUCAAGGGUGUAAAUAAAAACAUAUUAUUAUUAUCACCAUUUUUGAGUAAACUAUAUGAUUUUAAGACAGUAAUUAAACUUCUGCUCUAUGUUAUAAAUCUGAAUAAUUCCCUUUUUAAAUAUAAAAUAUUACUCUGAAUAUACUAAUCAUACAGUUCAGCAGAAUAUACAGCACCAUGUUUGGUGAGAAACAAAAACUGACUGUUGGUGGUGAGAUUAUAGACCGUAGAUCAAAAGUCUUUCAUUUAAAAAGUUUUUACCUUUUAAAUCUUUGAAUUGUUUUAAAGUUUUGCAGACUGCAAAAAAAGAAAAAAAAACUUAAUUGAAAUAAAAUGUAGUUGUAUGAAUCUAAACAAGACUAUUAAAAAUUAAACGAAACAGAAGCAUGUUUAGUCUCGUUUUGCACACAGUAUGUUGACUACAGCUAUAAAUGCACAGUACUGAUGAAGGGACUCUGGGGCUCCUCCACUCUCUGCCAUCCCUCCUCUGGUCGCUGGCUGCUCUCAGGUGAGUCCUCACAGAGUGACAGAUCCAGCUGGAGCUGCAGGGAGCAGCAUGAAGUUUGUCUCUGGAGUUGUAAACCACGAGAGCAGAAUAUCAAGAGGAUUUUAGGGAUGAUGAUGGUAAUUUGCAGCCUCGCUCAGCUGGUUCUCUCAGGCUGGGCCUUGACCGCCGCCGCGAGCCCGGACAACUUCUUCUACCACAACUUCCUCAGUGGAAAGGACAACGAAGAGAUUCACUUCAGAGGCGUGAAGCUCUUUGUGGACUCUGCUCAGCCGUCAGUGUUUGCAGUCAGAGGGGGAAACGCCACCAUGCCCUGCAGGUUUUGGCACGAGCCUGAGCUGAGCUCGCCGAGGGAGGUCCGGGUCAAGUGGUCCUGGCUGCCCGCUGCUGGGGGACCUGAGACAGACGUGCUGGUGGCGAUUGGCCUCCGCAGUCGAAGCCUUGGAGAGUUCAGAGGGCGUGUGCGGCUCAGACGGGAUUUCCCAGGAGAUGCUGCUCUUGUGAUGACUGAACUCCAGCUGAAUGAUACAGGCCGAUACCGCUGCGAGGUGGUGGACGGACUGGAGGACAAGAGCUCCUCAGUUCAUCUGGAGCUGCGAGGUGUGGUGUUCCCCUACCAGCACCCUCAUGGCCGUUACUACCUGAGCUUCCUGGGAGCCCAGCAGGCCUGUGAGGAGCAGGACUCCACGCUGGCCACAUUCUCGCAGCUCUUCCAGUCCUGGAAGGAGGGCCUGAACUGGUGCAAUGCAGGCUGGCUGGCAGACGGGACAGUCCAGUACCCCAUCACACAACCCAGAAUGCCAUGCGGGGGGCACGGCCUCGCCCCGGGUGUCAGGAGCUACGGCAGAAGACACCUCCAUCUUCAUCGCUACGAUGUCUUCUGCUUCUCGUCUUCAAUCAGAGGUGAAGUCUUCUAUCUUCAGCCCUCUCACAAGAUGAACCUGAGCGAGGCUCGGCAGACGUGUCAGGAGUACGGAGCCAAGAUCGCCAAAGUCGGGCAGCUCUACGCCGCCUGGAAGUUCUCAGGGAUGGACCACUGUGACGCCGGCUGGCUGGCCGAUGGCAGCGUUCGGUAUGCAAUCACCAGGCCACGAAGAAACUGUGGUCCCUCUGAGCCAGGGGUGCGCAGCUUUGGGUUCCCACCUCCCCACCACAAGCACGGAGUCUACUGCUACAAGUCAGACGAUGAAUGAGCGCAGGGCCCAUGAAGACAACACUGAUUUCUUAUGAGCAUAAAAGAGAUAUUUCUACUUUAUACUACUACUACUACUGUUUCUUCCAUGUGAGGUACUGGAUUGUUUUACAUUUGUCUCUGUGAUUCAGAUAACAUGGAGGAAAAGUAAUUAUUUGCUUCACCUCGGCUGUUAACACUUUAACGCUGUAUUUUUUAAGAUGUUUUGUUUUUAUAGGUGUUUCUGCCUCAUUGGUGAUGGUGGUGAAGACACAGAUAGAAAACAUAAAAAGAGAGGUGUCAAAUGCAAGAUAGCUGUAAAUCAAAGAAGGGAUGCUGCAGUUAUUUGAUAUAUACAUCUUUAUGUCUAGGCCACCAAGACGCCACAACAUUACUUAAUUUAAUGUAUUUACAAACUUAAAAAAGUUGGGAAUCACUGGUGUAAAUCUUAUUUUUACUAUUAUAUCUUUGUCUCAUUGUAUUUUUCUAUCAAAGGUACAAUAUGUAUGUGUAAGUUUUUAAACAUCCAGAAUUUAACUUAAAUUAUCAAAAGAAUGCAAAGAAAUAACAUUUUGACAGUAAGUCAGAGAACUCAUUGUAUUGUUUUGCUGAAGUUAGCAUGCUAAAGGCUAGCCCCAGCCCAUCCUUGGCUAACUCAGCCAACUAGCUUACUGUUUCCAGCAGUUUGCAGUUGUGAUGUUUGUUUGAAGUUUGAAUACAAGUGGUGGCCACUUCUUACAUAUUGUAUCUUUAAUACAUUUUUGUGAUUUUGUUUACUUUUUUAAUGUCUCUCCAUUUAUAAGGUAUUACGAUUAGCAUUUGCAAGCUAACAUUUGUGCCUGAGCUUGGCAUUCUAUCAGCUGAUAUAGGCCAUAUCAUGCUCUUCAAAGCUCAUAAAAAACUACUAAAAGUAGCCUUGAGUUGAGAUUUUGUUAGUGACAGGCCAUAUAACCAUGUGUCGCAGGUGAUUUUCACAAUAAAGGUUGGUGUAGGCUGAUGGAUAUUUAUAUACAUGAUUUUUGUAUUACAAAUGUCUUUCCUAACCAUUAAAGUGCCUCUACAGAAGA
This is a messenger RNA of Acanthopagrus latus (yellowfin seabream), 3262 nucleotides long. Its product is annotated as hyaluronan and proteoglycan link protein 3-like. NCBI's taxonomy places the organism in Eukaryota, Metazoa, Chordata, Actinopteri, Spariformes, Sparidae. The transcript has 7 exons. The record is from RefSeq and is a predicted model, not a curated record. Gene Ontology annotation, molecular function: hyaluronic acid binding. Gene Ontology annotation, biological process: cell adhesion. Bases 964 to 2217 code for a protein of 417 amino acids.